Molecule: messenger RNA, 2141 nt
Organism: Sturnus vulgaris (Common starling)
Lineage: Eukaryota; Metazoa; Chordata; Aves; Passeriformes; Sturnidae
Source: RefSeq, a predicted model, not a curated record
AUGUCGGGCCCGAGCGCCGUGUCGGACCCGCAGCACCCGGCGCGGCUGCUGCGGGCUCUCAGCUCGUUCCGGGAGGAGACGCGGUUCUGCGACGCGCACCUGGUGCUGGAGGGCGAGGAGAUCCCGGUGCAGAAGAACAUCCUGGCGGCCGCCAGCCCCUACAUCAGAACAAAAUUGAAUUACAAUCCUCCAAAGGAUGAUGGCUCAACGUACAAGAUUGAACUCGAAGGGAUAUCUGUUGAUAUCAUGAAAGAGAUACUAGAUUACAUCUUCAGUGGUCAGAUCAGGCUAAAUGAAGAAACUAUCCAAGAUGUGGUACAGGCAGCUGAUCUCCUGCUGCUUACAGACUUAAAAACUCUCUGCUGUGAGUUUUUAGAAGGUUGCAUAGCUGCUGAGAACUGUAUUGGUAUUCGGGACUUUGCACUGCACUAUUGUUUGCAUCAUGUUCACUACCUUGCCUCAGAGUAUCUGGAAACUCACUUUCGAGAUGUCAGCAGCACAGAGGAAUUCUUGGAACUGACUCCUCAAAAACUGAAAGAAGUGCUGUCGAUGGAAAAGCUCAAUGUUGGGAACGAAAGAUACGUCUUUGAAGCGGUGAUUAGGUGGAUUUCUCAUGAUUCAGAAUCCAGAAAGGUCCACAUGAAGGAUGUCAUGUCGGCAGUGUGGGUGUCGGGUCUGGACGCAGCCUACCUGCGCGAGCAGAUGAUGAGCGAGCCGCUGGUCCGCGAGAUCGUCAAGGAGUGCAACAACAUCCCCCUGACACCCCCGCAGCAGGGAGAGGCCAUGCUGGCCUCCUUCAAGCCCCGGGGCUACUCCGAGUGCAUCGUGACUGUUGGGGGGGAAGAGAGAGUAUCACGGAAACCAACCUCAGUGAUGCGGUGUAUGUGUCCUCUUUAUGAUCCCAAUAGACAGCUCUGGAUUGAACUUGCUCCUAUGAGUAUUCCAAGGAUCAAUCAUGGAGUAUUGUCAGCAGAAGGAUUUUUAUUUGUGCUUGGUGGUCAGGAUGAAAACAAGGGAACGCUAAGCUCUGGAGAGAAAUAUGAUCCAGACACCAAUUCAUGGAGUUCCUUACCACCAAUGCAUGAGGCACGACAUAAUUUUGGUGUGGUAGAGAUUGAUGGGAUUCUGUAUAUUCUGGGAGGUGAGGAUGGUGAAAGAGAGCUGAUCUCUAUGGAGAGCUAUGAUAUUUAUAGCCGGACCUGGACCAAGCAGCCAGACUUGACCAUGGUUAGAAAGAUUGGCUGCUAUGCAGCUAUGAAGAAGAAAAUCUAUGCAAUGGGUGGAGGCUCCUAUGGAAAACUUUUUGAAUCUGUGGAGUGUUAUGACCCCAGGACUCAGCAGUGGACAGCAAUCUGUCCUCUCAAAGAGAGGAGAUUUGGGGCAGUGGCCUGUGGAGUUGCCUCUGAGCUUUAUGUGUUUGGUGGGGUCAGGAGUCGUGACGACAGCCAAGCCAGUGAGAUGGUGACAUGCAAAUCAGAAUUUUACCAUGAUGAGUUUAAAAGGUGGAUUUAUCUAAAUGACCAGAACCUAUGUAUCCCAACUAGCUCUUCUUUUGUGUAUGGGGCUGUGCCCAUCGGAGCCAGCAUAUACGUGAUUGGAGAUCUCGAUACAGGUACAAACUAUGACUACGUGAGGGAGUUCAAGAGAAGCACGGGCACGUGGCAGCGCACGAAGCCGCUGUUCCCGUCGGACCUGCGGCGGACGGGCUGCGCGGCGCUGCGCAUCGCCAACUGCAAACUCUUCCGACUGCAGCUGCAGCAGGGAUUGUUCCGCAUCCGCGUUCCUUCCCCGUGACCCCCGCCCCGCCCGGGGAGGAGACUGGAAGAGUUCACCAUAAUCUAGCUCUAUUUAAAGGAAAAGCUGAGAAAUUACAGCUGAAAACUUACACUGUAUGCUGUGCUUUGGUAUGGUAACUGUUUUUGUUUUAAAUGCUUACAAAGCUUGAGUCUCAGUACUUGUUUCGGGAACAAAUAACUUAAGUACACAUUAAAAAGAAGAGAAGGGGGAAAAUAAAAGGGGAGAUGGAGGAAGCACCUUCAGUCGUAACCAUUUGGAGUUUAAACCGUGUUAUUGAAGGAGGAUUUUCUGAAACUGGUGGGAAUCAGUUUCCUUUGGCAAAGCUUACUGAAAAGCAAAACAAA